Spodoptera frugiperda (fall armyworm) is the source of this 3388-nucleotide messenger RNA. RefSeq names its product xanthine dehydrogenase/oxidase-like. Gene Ontology annotation, molecular function: iron ion binding; oxidoreductase activity. The coding region runs from base 33 to 2627 and encodes 864 amino acids. Lineage: Eukaryota; Metazoa; Arthropoda; Insecta; Lepidoptera; Noctuidae. The transcript is spliced from 9 exons. The record is from RefSeq and is a predicted model, not a curated record.
UUAAGAAUUCAUAAAUUAACAUAUUCCAGAUUAUGCCUCGUGCCCAAAAUGCGCAUGCUCAAGUGAACGCAGCUUUCCUAUAUGAAUUCGAUGAGCACCAGAAAGACGUAGUCCUCUCAGCCAGGAUUGUGAUCGGUGGACUGUCAGGCAAGUUCGUCCAUGCUACUGAAACCGAGAAGUUCCUUCACAUGAAGAAGAUAUUCACUAAUGAAGUGCUGCAGCAAGCACUGAAGAUACUGGAAGGUGAACUGAUAGUGGAGGAGAUUGCAGGCGAGAUGAAACCUGCGUACAGGAAGAAAUGUGCCCUCGGUCUGUUCUAUAAAGGUCUACUAGUACUUAUUCCGAAACAGCGUCUUAAACCUUGGUAUCGUUCAGGAGCGAGAGACUUUAGAAAGACUAGACCACUGUCUAAAGGCUCUGAAGUCUAUGAUACAAAUCCUAUAAUAUGGCCAGUCAACGAACCAAUGCCAAAAGUUGAAGCAUUAGUACAAUGUGCAGGAGAAGCGCAGUACUGCAAUGACUUACCAACACAACCUAAGGAAGUAUUUUGUGCUUUUGUGACGUCAGAUGUUGGCACAGGAGAGAUUGAGAGCAUCGACGCUACUCCAGCUCUGAAAAUACCCGGUGUAUUGGCUUUCUUCUCAGCUAAAGACAUUCCUGGCAAGAAUUCAUUCUUGUCACAAAGAGUACCUGCUCAGUUGUUCCCUGAAGAAGUUUUCGUUGAAAAAACCAUUAAAUAUUACGACCAACCGAUAGGACUGAUCGUUGCAGAAACUGAAAAACUGGCUAAUAGAGCUGCUUUAUUGGUGAAAGUAAAUUAUAAAGUUGAUAAAAAGAAACCAAUCUUGACGAUAAAGGACGCUAGAGAGAGAGAACCGAGUCGUGUAUCUUUGUUCUUAAUUUAUCCUGCUAGAGACCGCGGGUUGAACGUGCAGCGAGUACUCAAAGGUACUGAUGAAAUCUAUGCACAGUGUGCUUACUACAUGGAGUCACAAACUAGCGUCUCCAGACCCAGCGAAGAUGGUAUUGACGUGUACGCUAGUACGCAGUUUUUGGAUUCUUAUCAUAUCGCUCUUUCUGAAGUACUUAAUAUUCCACAAAACAGAAUAAACAUAACAGUACCCCGAUGUGGUGGCGCGUAUGGUAUGAAAAUAACUCGCGCGAACCAUAGUGGUGCUGCUUGCGCUCUGGUCACCCAUCUCAUGGACCGACCGUGCCGCUUCGUGAUGAGCAUGCAAUCUGACUUUAGAGUAACUGGCAAACGAUUACCUUGCACUAGAGACUUUGAAGUUGGCGUCAGUUCCUCUGGAGAAAUUCAAUACUUGGAAUACCAUUUGUACAGUGACAAUGGGUACGUUGUUAGUGAUCCUAUCAGCCCACUGCAGCUCGCUCCGAUCAGAAACUGCUACGACAACAGACGAUGGCAGUACAAGAUAUUCAACGUCAUAACAGACACAGCUUCCAACACAUAUCUUAGAUCACCAGGUUCUUUAGAAGCAAUAUCAAUGACAGAACAAAUAAUGGAAAGGAUAUCAUACGAAAUAGAACGGGACCCCGUACAAGUAAGAUUAAACAAUAUCGAACCAGCGUAUGUCGAAGUGCAAGAGAUGGUACAGACACUACUCAGAGAUGGUGAAUACAACAAACGUAAAGAGGAAGUUGACAAUUAUAACAAAGUGAACAGGUGGAAGAAACGUGGACUGAGAGUGGCCUUCAUGAAUUGGCCAGUUCCUAUACUUUUGGACUACCAUGUUUUGCUCUCCGUCUAUCAUGGAGAUGCAACUGUGGUAAUACACCACGGAGGAAUAGAAAUGGGACAAGGUAUUAACACUAAAGUUAUCCAAGCUGUGGCUUAUACCCUAAAAAUUCCGAUUGAGAAAGUCAAAUGUAAACCACCUACCACAUCAACUACUCCCAACGUCUUCACCACUGGAAGUAGCAGAACAACUCAGACUGUCUGUUUUGGUGCAAUAAAAUGCUGUCAGAUACUUCUGGAUCGGUUGUCAGCUGUACGAGACACGUUGAAUGAGCCUACUUGGGAAGUCUUAAUUGAAGUUGCCUUCAAUAGAGGAAUAAACCUUCAGACCAGCUAUCGAGUCACUGCCAAUGAUCAGUUACCAUACAGGUCAGGUGGAGUAGCUCUUACCGAAGUAGAACUAGACAUACUGACCGGAGAGCACGAGAUACUGAGAGUUGACAUUAUUGAAGAUGUCGGUACCAGCAUUAACCCAGAACUGGAUAUAGGACAGAUUGAAGGAGCCUUCAUGAUGGGAGUCGGCUACUGGACCCACGAGGAGCUGAUCUAUGACGAGAAGACUGGAGAGCUGCUCACAGACCGCAGCUGGUACUACAAGGUUCCUCUCACCAAGGACAUACCCAUAGACUUCCGAAUACAGCUCAGGAGAAACUCUUACAACCCUAUUGGGACUUUGGGUGCGAGGGCUGUAGCGGAGCCCCCCACGUGCCUGUCAAUUAGCGUUGCUUUUGCUCUGAGAGAGGCCAUUGUGUCGUCGAGGGAAAACACAGGAUAUCCCAGAAACAAAUGGUUUAGAGUUGACGGUCCAUUCACACUUGCUGCCAAUGUGCUAUCUGCAGACGCCAAGCUCGAAGAGUUCUUGUUUUAUUAAUCGUAACAUCAUUAUCAGUUUUAUAAUAACUAAAAAUUACGGUUUACUCACGUAAAUUAAUAGAGAAAAGCUCUACUAGUUUUGAGCCACAAAUGACUUCACCAGUAGGCUACGCGAAGUCGCCGCGUCUGCGCACGCUGCUCUUGAUGAAGAAUCCCUCUGUGACUCGAAACUAGUACUACAGCUUUUGUUCAUUAAUUUACGUGAGUAAACCGUAAUUUUUAGUUAAUCAUUAUCAUCAUCGGUGGAAGAGUAGGAUUAUUGACAAAUGUAUUCUCAUCUGUUAAAUAUAAUAAAUACAGCACAUAUAAUACAACAACAUGAUUGCUAUUUAAUGUAUGUAGGUAAAUAAGUAGCUAUCUUUUGUAUGAAUCUUUUAGAGUACUUACAAGUUUACUUAUCGGUUCGAAGCCGACGACGGAAUGAACAUGAAGACAACGGGUAUCUUAAGGCCGGGUGCAUAAGAGAUUUUUUUUUUUUGAGGGGGAAAGUCAUCCAAUGACUUCUCUCGCCUUGGGCAAAGCGAGAGGGAGUGUCAGACUCUUACUGACUAAAAACCACCCCGUUCCUACUCCUGCUUUUUGAGCCGGAGCCCCGGUAAACCCUACAUAUUUGCGUUUGUGCCAACGUAAACUUUCGAUAAGUGUAUGCGCAAGACAGACGCUGCGACUGUCGCGGAGAACUCCUCUGGAGCCAACUGAACGCUGAACUAACGAGUGAGAAAACGGUGGAGAAAGUGGCAAAGACCAAACACUUGCUGU